Molecule: messenger RNA, 2941 nt
Organism: Cornus florida
Lineage: Eukaryota; Viridiplantae; Streptophyta; Magnoliopsida; Cornales; Cornaceae
Product: probable ADP-ribosylation factor GTPase-activating protein AGD14
Exons: 14
Coding region: 204-2441 (745 amino acids)
Molecular function (GO): GTPase activator activity
Source: RefSeq, a predicted model, not a curated record
CCACUUCAUUAUACCCCUCCCUCUCUCACACUCUCCACAAGACUACAAUAUUUAGUUUUACGCAAAGCAUACUCCUCCAUAGUUUUAGCUGUACAAAGCUGUCGAUUCCAAACCUUCACUAAAAAGGAUCUGUCAAUUUACACAUUCUUACUAGGCUUCACAAGCAAGAUCAGUUAGGUUUUGAUUGGAGUUGAAGGUGGGAAAUGGCAAAUCGAGUGAAGGAGGACGAGAGAAAUGAGAGAAUAAUACGGAAUCUUCUCAAACUUCCCGAUAAUCGCAGAUGUAUUAACUGCAACAGUUUGGGACCGCAAUAUGUAUGCACAAAUUUCUGGACAUUUGUUUGUACGAACUGUAGUGGAAUACAUCGGGAGUUUACGCACAGAGUAAAAUCAGUGUCAAUGGCUAAAUUUACUUCACAAGAAGUUAGUGCUCUUCAAGGCGGGGGAAAUGCGCGUGCAAAGGAUAUUUAUUUCAAGGAAUGGGAUCCUCAGCGUCAUUCUGUCCCUGAUAGCAGUCAAGUUGAGAGACUUCGGGAUGUUAUUAAACAUGUUUAUGUGGAUAGAAGAUAUGCGGGUGAGAGGAGCUUUGACAAACCCCCAAGGGUGAAAAUGGGUGAAACUGGGGACUAUGAAAAUAGAAGGAUAGAUACAUAUCAGGGUGGGUCUCGAAGCCCUCCUUAUGAGGACGAAUAUGAACGGCGUUACAAUGACAGACCCAGUCCUGGUGGAAGAAGUGAUGACAAGAAUUACAGAAAUAAUUAUGAUGCAAGAAGAAGUCCAGGAUAUGAACAAGAAAAUCGGCAACGUGGUGAUUACAGAAGUCCUGCUCGCAGUGGGAUAGUGAAUGACUGGCAACGAGAAGACAGAUUCGUUAAUGGGAGGAGAUCCGAAGACAGUAGAAGUUCUGAUGGAGGUUCUAAGCUUGAAAUUAUGUCACCUGACCGUCAAAAGGAUUUGGAUAUGUCCAGUCCUCCUAUGGUCCGUCCCGUCAGAGAUAUUUUGGGUGACAAUCUAUCUCCCCUUCGAAUUGAACCUCCAAAGGCCAAUGAUGGCAAAGCUGCUGAGGGUUCUGUACGCACACAGAGAACUGCAUCUUCGAGUAGCUUGGCAUCCUCGAAUGGGAAUCCAGCAGAACUUAGAAGGGAGAAUUCAGGAAUUUUAAUCGAUUUUGAUGCUGUUACUGAACCCACUGUUACUGUAGCAAUGCCACAAACACAACAGACAGCUUCAGGUCAACCCAAUUCACAGCGAACAAAUCCAUCAAAUGUUGAUAACUGGGCAUGUUUUGAUUCUGCCACAGAGGUGAAAGUAUCUGAAGCUACAGCAAGUGUGAAUUCACUGGAAUCUGUAUUAUCGCAAUUGUCUGUUUCAGCACCUGUACCUGGUCACAUGGCAGGAAAUAACUUCAUGUCUGCAUCAGCCUUUGGCAAUGGUGCUUCAUCAGCUGCAACAGUAAACAACUUCAUGACAUUACCACCUGGUGGAGCUCCAGCAGUAGCACCUUUAGGGCACACGUCUCCGUCUUCCUUCGGCAGUGUUGCUCCAGCAGCUACACCAGUGAACAACCUGAUGGCAUUUCCCCCUGUUGGUGCUCCAGCAGCAGCUCCGGGGUCGGCAUCAGUAUUUCCAAUCAAUGGUGUUAAUUCCUUUUUCAAGGUUGCAGAUAAUGAACAGUGGCCUGGCAUGCAUCCUCAACAACAUUCGAAUUUUCUUGCUACUGGUAGUCAGUCUAGUGCUCAACCAUCAACUCCACCUCUUGGUGGAGCUCAGCCAUGGAAUUCAUCACUUGCCUCGAAUACACGAGGACUGUCUAGUAUUACAUCUGCACAAGCAUCUCAGGCUAUUUCAAAACCAACCCCAGAGGUGGCUUCUGCAGUUGUAACACAACUGUCCCCUGUAGGGGUUAAACCUACUGGAAGAACUGAACUGCCAGAGGAUCUGUUUCAUGCAACUUGUUCACCUCCAUUUGUACCACUUCCAGGCUGGCAAACUGGUCCACCUCAUGGAUUUGGGUUCACCAUGCCAUAUAAUACUGCAAUGCCCAUGCCAACGUUUCUUCAGUCAUCAAAAUCGACAAACCCAUUUGAUCUCACCAAUGAAACAGCUCCAGUUCAAGCUCCAUCAUUUCCUCCCAUGGCAUCCUAUCCAUCAGCAAUGCCUCCCCAGUCAUCCUAUCCAUCAGCAAUGCCUUCCCAGGCACUGGCACCAUCUUAUGCAUUAGCAACACCUCCAAGUGCAUACAUGGGGCAGCAGGUACCUAACUCGCCAUCCAGUCUUACAGAAGUUUCUGGGGACCUCUGCAGGCAGCAGGUAGCAGUGGGAUUUGGUAGUGGUGGGGCUGCUUUUGGCUCCUUAAGUUCGAACCAGCAGCUGAGUGGGAUUUAUUCAGCAGCUGCUACCCCGAAUGCUCUCUCUUCUGUUGGAGGAAACCCAUUUGGAUAAAGGAAACAACUAUGGUGGACAAUCAUCAUCUUGUUGCUCCCACAAAAACCGUUUGGUGGAAUUUUUGAUUCUUUCUUCUUGUAUAUUAAGCUAAAAGAUCCAGCCAACCAUGAAGGUUUGUUGAAUACUUUCAUGGUGCAAGGUUUGAUUCUUCUCCUUGGCCAUGCAAAGUAAAUGUGGUGCUGUAAGAAAAGAAGGUAGAGAGAGCAAUGGAGAUCUGAAGUGCAUAGCACCCCCCACAAGGAUUGGAAGUCUUUUUUUGUGCAGCCAUGUAUUUUAUUGGCAUUGGUAUAGUGUUCAAUCAGUGACUUUUGUGUUGCGCAUAUUGCCCUAAAAUUUUAUCAAAUUUUUUUUUCUUGAACUGUAUUAAUUACAAUACUUCAUAAUUGUGGUGAGCUCUUCCUGUCAAUAUCUGAAACAAAGUGUUUGUAAAGCACAUUCUGUAUUACAAAUAUCAUUUAUAUAAUGUUGAUAUGUAUUUGUUUCUUUGUUUUGAAUAA